Lycium barbarum (goji berry) is the source of this 1872-nucleotide messenger RNA. RefSeq names its product protein RETICULATA, chloroplastic. The coding region runs from base 276 to 1586 and encodes 436 amino acids. NCBI's taxonomy places the organism in Eukaryota, Viridiplantae, Streptophyta, Magnoliopsida, Solanales, Solanaceae. Gene Ontology annotation, cellular component: chloroplast inner membrane. The record is from RefSeq and is a predicted model, not a curated record. Gene Ontology annotation, biological process: plant organ development. The transcript is spliced from 7 exons.
GUCUCACAAUCAUUCAAAGGAAAAAUCUCAUUUAUAUACAUUUCUUUCAUGCCCCUACCCCACAUUAUUCUUGUCAAAUUUCUACUAGGUAAACUGUGACAAAAUAAGCAGACUAUUACCCUAGUUUAAUCUCACAUUCAUCAAUCAAAUUUGCUGCAUUUUUGUUCCUUAGAUUGCAUUCUUUGAUUUUUCUAGGCUUUAUUUGAGAAAUCCAAGAAAAUUUGUCGACUAAUCUUGAGUUAAUUUGAGAAAUUUUUUUGUGGGGUUACAACAAAAUGGCUGGUUGUUCAUCAGGUAUCAGGUUUACUCACUUUACAUCUCUGAAAAAUGAAAUCUUUAUCAUGGGGUCUAUUAAAGACUCAAACUUUAUGUUUGUUAAGAAUCAAGAUUUUGUUGGUAUGAACAAAAUUGGUUAUUUGGUUUGUCAGAACAAUAAUAAGUCAAGAUUUUUGGUUAAGAGUUCAUUGAAUCAAGAGGGUAACUCAAAAUCUAGUGUUAGAGUGGAAACAGUACUUAAAGAGAAUGAUAGUACUUAUAUAGGGAAAGAUGUUAGUGUUCUUGAUGUUGAUGAUAAUGGGGGCGUUGAUGGGAAAGGAGAAUUAGUUGAUGGAAAUGGUGGAAAUGGGAAAUAUCCUGGUAGUGGUGGGCCUGGUGGCGGUGGCGGAGGAGGGGAUAAUGAAGAUGGUGGUGAUGAGGAAGAAGAGGAAUUUGGGCCAUUAUUGAAGUUUGAGGAUGUGAUGAGAGAGGCAGAGGCACGUGGGGCUAAACUUCCUGCUGAUAUGAUUGAGGCUGCAAAGAGUGUUGGGAUCAGAAAGCUACUUUUGCUUAGAUAUUUGGACUUGCAGGGCUCAGCUUGGUUCGGAGCAGCAAUGAGGUCUUGUGCUAUGCUGCGAAACAGAAUGUUGGCUGAUCCAUCAUUUCUCUUCAAAGUUGGAACUGAGAUAGUCAUUGAUACUACUUGUGCAACGGUUGCGGAAGUUCAAAAGAGGGGCAAAGAUUUUUGGACGGAAUUUGAAUUGUAUGCUGCAGAUAUGUUGGUUGGUGUUGCUGUCAAUGUAGCUCUAGUUGGGUUGCUAGCACCAUAUGCUCGAAUUGGGCAACCGUCUGUAUCUCAAGGGUUUGUUGGUCGUUUCCAGAGAGCUUAUGGAGCACUUCCAAGCAGUGUUUUUGAAGCCGAAAGGCCAGGUUGUAGAUUUUCAGUGAAUCAGAGAAUUGCUGCUUAUUUUUAUAAGGGCAUUCUAUAUGGAUUCGUCGGGUUUGGAUGUGGUAUCAUUGGCCAAGGAAUCGCAAACAUGAUAAUGACUGCCAAGAGGUUUGUUGCUUACGGGAGCGUCAAGAAAUCCGAGCAUGAUGUUCCUGUUCCACCUCUUAUAAAGAGUGCAGUACUUUGGGGUGUCUUCCUAGGAGUUUCUUCAAACACCAGGUUACAGAUCGUGACUGGGCUAGAACGUCUGGUUGAAUCUUCCCCAAUGGGAAAGCAGUUUCCACCUGUUGCAAUGGCAUUCACAGUUGGUGUGCGAUUUGCCAACAAUGUAUAUGCAGGAAUGCAGUUCGUGGACUGGGCAAGGUGGAGCGGUGUGCAGUAACUUUAUCUUUGUGCUUCUUUUCUCUUUCGGCCAUUCUUAGGGGGUCAUCAGUGGUUCUUCACUUCCCUCCAACUUGGCUCGAAACUGAGACCUAACUGUUAGAGAUGGAGGUGACUCAUCACUAGGCCAACUCGUGUUGUCACUUGUUUGUGCUUCUAGUCUAGUUCAAUAAUUCCAUCUAUGUUGUAUUGUGCUUCUAGUCUAGUUCAAUAAUUCCAUCUAUGUUGUAUUCUAGUUGAUUUGGGGAUUCGGUUAGACCAAUAACAAAGAAAUAUGUUUGCUCCUA